This is a messenger RNA of Trematosphaeria pertusa, 2171 nucleotides long. Its product is annotated as pre-mRNA-processing protein 45. The record is from RefSeq and is a predicted model, not a curated record. The transcript has 3 exons. The coding region runs from base 112 to 1794 and encodes 560 amino acids. Gene Ontology annotation, biological process: mRNA splicing, via spliceosome. Lineage: Eukaryota; Fungi; Ascomycota; Dothideomycetes; Pleosporales; Trematosphaeriaceae. Gene Ontology annotation, cellular component: spliceosomal complex.
CGCCUCGUCACUUCACUUCAACGACCGCUACCCGCGUUCUCCACUGCUACCACGCGAUCGCAACCGAAUACCGCGAAGCCCCGGACGGCGUGUCCUCCAGACGAUCACACAAUGUCGGUUGCUACCCUCUCAAAAUCACUACCGAAACCGAAGUACACGGGCGAAGAUGAGGAGUUGGGCUCACGAAGCACCCGCGUACUGGGCACAGAAGAGUAUCAGACACAGAUCGUGAAGAGGCAGUCCGGGCCGCCUGCAUAUGGCCAACGAGCGCGAUGGCGGCCCCGGACAGCUGAAGACUAUGGAGAUGGAGGAGCGUUUCCAGAAGUCCACGUCGCUCAAUAUCCUCUCGAUAUGGGAAAGAAGGGCACUGCUAGCACGUCUAAUGCGCUCGCGCUGAGGGUGGACAACGAGGGCAAGACAAAGUACGAUGAGAUUGCCAGGAGGGGCCACAGCGAGUCGCGCAUCGUGCAAGCUUCAUUCAAGGACCUCAUACCUCUGCGCCAGAGGGCAGAUGCAGGCGAGCUCGAUCUUGAUCGGCCGAGUCAAGAGAUGGUUGAAGCCACCAAGAAGAAAACAGAGGAGGCGCUUAACGCACUGAUUGUUGGCCAGACCGCGGCGCAACGCCCAAAGAACGUGCGUGGGAGGACAAAUGACGAGCCCACUUACGUCAAAUAUCAACCUACGGCGCAGAUGGGAGAAGCGCAGGGCAAGACGCGUAUCUUGAAAAUCCAACAGCGGCAGAUUGAUCCCCUGGAGCCACCGAAGUUCAAGCACAAGCGUAUACCCAGGGGGCCGCCAUCUCCACCUCCACCAGUCUUACAUUCUCCGCCGCGCAAGUUGACAGCCGAGGAUCAAGAAAUGUGGAAAAUCCCACCCCCUAUAUCGAACUGGAAGAAUCCGAAAGGAUACACAGUUCCUCUUGAUAAACGGCUUGCUGCCGAUGGGCGAAAUCUACAGGAUGUCACUAUCAACGACAAGUUUGCUCAGUUCGGCGAAGCACUCCAGGCAGCAGAUCGACAUGCCCGCGAAGAAGUCCAGCAGCGCGCAUUAAUGCAGCAGCGGCUCGCCGAAAAGGAAAAGCUCCAGAAAGAGGAAAUGCUCCGCAACCUCGCGCGACAGGCCCGCGAAGAGCGUGCUAACGGCUCCCGCCGCCGUUCCGGCAGCUAUUCUGAGUCCGAAUCCGAUCCCGAAGAAGAGGCCGUCCGGCAGCGUGAGGAGGCCCGCCGAGAACGACGCCAAGAGUUCCAGCGUGAGAUGCGGCAGUCGCGGAUGGGUACAGAGCGGAAGCUGCAGAUGCUGGCCCGCGAACAAAACCGCGACAUCUCCGAGAAGGUUGCCCUGGGUCUUGCCAAGCCUACACAGAGCGGCGAAUCGAUGUACGACUCGCGAUUGUUCAACCAGAGCAGUGGCUUCGACGCGGGAUUCAAUGAGGACCAGCACUACGAUAAGCCCCUUUUCGCGGCCCAGGAUGCCAUUAGUAGCAUUUAUCGACCGAGUGUGCAGCAAGAUGACGGCGAAGACGAGGGAGCGACGUACGAUAGGAUCACCAAGACGAGCAAGUUUGAAGUCCUAGGUAGAGCAAAGGAGGGUUUCAAAGGCGCCGAUCUUCAAGAGGCUCGUGAGGGACCAGUUCAGUUCGAAAAGGCCACAGAGGACCCUUUCAAUAUUGAUCAGAUGAUCAAGGAAGUGCGAGGCGAAAAGGCUGGCGAAAAGGCUGGCGAAAAACGUUACGGCAUCCAGGAGCCGGAGGGGAGAGCUGCGAAGCGGGCGAGGGUCGAAGAUGACAGUGAUUGAAGCUAGUCGGGGAUUACGAAGUCACGAUCUCAUCAACGUGAAGAGUACACAGUAGGAUACCAAACCAUCUGGUAAGCGCAGGUCCCCGCUUGCGCCCCCCACUUGCGCCUGGGCCUUGCCACCCCAUGCGCUUGUGUCUAAGCGCAUACCGUUUGUUCUUUGCGGAUAGGGGAAAGGACGUAUCGCCUGUCUGCUACUUGCACAAGGGCUUUGCCAGCCGCAUGCGCACUGCGGUUUGGAUGGAGGAGUCGCGAAUUGGUCAAUGCCAUCUGGGGCGAUGGUCGGUGGUCAGAGUGUUAAGGCCUAGCUUAUCGUGAUCUAGGUACUACAUCCGUACUUGAGAUACGGUGGAAAAUAGCAAAAUGAAGAGCACUGUU